AAUAGUUAAUUUGUAGGAAGAUAAAAUGGAAUUCACGUACACCUUGCUGCUGCAAAUUACAUUAUUGAUGUCAUUGAAGGGUGUCACAAGUUGGCUAUCGGAAAAUGAGAAUUUCACUCUUCUUUCCAGCUGCCCCAAAACAUGCGAUGGUAUACAAAUUGAGUAUCCUUUUGGCAUUGGCACUAAUUGUUCUUAUGCUGUUGGAUUUAAUCUUACUUGUUCAUAUGACUCGGAUCCUCCAAGACUCUUGUUAGGAGAUGGCAAUAUCCAAGUAAGAAAUUUUGAUAUACAAGAGGGGUUGGUAUACAUUGAAUCGCCAUAUGCCACAUUGAAUGCAGAUUCACAAUUCAAUACAACUUCGUUGAUCAAUCUUGAGAAUUUGCCUUUCUCUUUUGGCUUAGACUCAGUUGAUUGGGAAAGUGGAAACAGAUAUAAAUAUAGAUAUAGAUAUUCAGGCAAUAACAUUUUGGCUGUGGCUGGUUGUAGUGCUAUUGCCAAUAUUGUUAAUCUUACUGACAACAGUACGAUAGAUACUUGCUUUACAAUAUGCUCUACUAUCAAUACUUCAACUACUGAGCAAGGAUAUUUGUUCAACGAUACAUAUUGUGAAAUUUACUUGGAUCCAGCAAAAUUCAGCCAGCUUUCAUGGGCUAUUCAAUUAACUCGACUCGAUGGGAAUUUGGAUCAUAUGAUCGUCAAUAGUAGCUCCAGCAUCAUGGCUAUCAUAUACAAUUUUGACGGCAUCACUAUUGACGAUGACUUCCAAAAUUUUAUAAACAAUAGGAAUAGAACUGGAAUGAUGGUCAGUCUCGAUUGGUACUUCAAUGACCAUUCAACUUGCAGAGAGGCCAAGAAGAGGACGCACACUUAUGCAUGCCGUAGUCAUAACAGUGAAUGUUCUGAUGUCCUUUUUGAAGAUGCAUCAUAUUUGAAUGAAACCAUUGGCUAUCGUUGUCGAUGUUCUUUAAAUUAUGUCGGCAAUCCCUACCUACCUGAUGGUUGUCAAUUGGAUAAUUUUACAUCCAUUCCUGCAAAAGAUUGUCAAACCAAAUGUGGAAAUGUUACAAUUUCCUUUCCCUUCGGGCUAAAACAAGGUUGUUAUCGAGAUAAAUACUUUGCUCUAAUAUGCAAUGAGACCUCCAACCCUCCAACUCUCCUAUUGGACGAAGGUUUUGUAGUGAGCAAAAUUUCAUUGAAGGAAGGCCAACUGGAGGAGAAUAUUUCUAUUCCUGAUUACUAUUUAUAUAGUAGUUCACAUUUUACUUCCUUGAAGGAACAGAGGAUCAUGAAUUGGAUAAUAGCCAACCAAUCUUGCAAGGAUGCUGCAAAAGACAACACCACCUUCGCAUGUAACCAUGAACAUAGCUCAUGUUUGGAUGUAAAAAAUGUUGGGUAUAGAUGUAUAUGCAAAGAUGGCUACGAUGGGAAUCCUUACCUUCCUCUUUCUAAUAAUGGAUGUCAAGAUAUCAACGAAUGUCAUUAUUCUUCUCCAAAAGUUUGCACUGGAGAUUGUAUAAAUACAGAAGGAAAUUACAGCUGCAUAUGCCCCCCAGGAACAUUUGGUGAUCCUUAUAGAGGAGCAUGCCUCUCUCACAAAAGAAAUUCUCUUUUACUUGGUGUCAUCCUUGGUGCUAGCAUUGGAGCAAGUCUCUUGCUCUUCUGCGUAACAUUAAUCAUUGUAGGCAAGAAAUGGAAGCAUAGAAAUCAACAGAAAAUCAAAAAAAGGAAUUUUGUAAGGAAUCAUGGUUUACUACUUCAACAAUUAAUCUCCACAAGUGAUCAAAUUGAGGAGAGAACAAGCGUAUUUUCUCUGGAAGAAAUAGAAAAGGCAACAAAUAAUUUCGAUGAAACUCGAGUACUUGGAAGGGGAGGACAUGGGAUAGUUUACAAAGGAAUUCUAUCAGAUCAACGAGUUGUUGCCAUAAAAAAGUCAAAAAUAGUUAAGACGAGUGAAAUUGAUCAAUUUAUAAACGAGGUUGCGGUUCUUUCUCAGAUCAAUCAUAGGAAUGUAGUUAAGCUUCUUGGAUGUUGUUUAGAAACUGAAGUUCCUUUGUUGAUUUAUGAAUUUAUCUCGAACGGAACCCUUUCUGAUCAUCUACAUGUUUCGCAAGAUGAAUCUAAAUUAUCAUGGGAUGAUCGUCUCAGGAUUGCCUCAGAAUCUGCAGGAGCACUUGCCUAUCUGCACUCAGCUGCUUCUAUGUCUGUCUUUCAUAGAGAUGUCAAGUCAUCAAAUAUUCUUUUAGAUGAUACUUUUAAGGCGAAGGUAUCGGACUUUGGGGCAUCAAGAUUUAUUCCUCUUGAUCAAACACACAUAGUUACUGCCAUACAUGUUACCUUUGGAUAUAUCGAUCCAGAGUAUUAUCAAACUAGUCAAUUGACAGAAAAAAGUGAUGUUUAUAGUUUUGGAAUUAUUCUUCUUGAACUUUUAACGGGAAAGAAACCUAUCUUCUCAACCAAAAAUGGGUUACAACAAAAUCUAGCCAUGAAUUUCCUUCGAGCAACAAGAGAGAACACAUUGCUUGAUCUUGUGGAAGAUCGUGUUUUGCAAGAAGGAACAAAGCAAGAAUUUCUUGAAAUCAGUAGUUUGAUAGAAAUUUGCCUGAAUUUGAAAGGUACGAAAAGGCCAACAAUGAAAGAAGUUGAAUAUAAAUUGCAAAGCAUGAGAAAGGUUAGAAUGAAAAAGAAAGGAGUUUGUAUUCUAGAAGGGAAUGAGGAUGCUGAAUGCUUACUUAGUAUGUCGUCUCACUCUUCUUCACAAAUGGUGGAUGAAAUAAGUCAAGGAAAUUCUAGGAAUUAUACCUUUGAGAAGGAGCUUAUGUGGUCACAAAAUUGCCCUCGUUAA
Zingiber officinale is the source of this 2842-nucleotide messenger RNA. RefSeq names its product wall-associated receptor kinase-like 10. The record is from RefSeq and is a predicted model, not a curated record. NCBI's taxonomy places the organism in Eukaryota, Viridiplantae, Streptophyta, Magnoliopsida, Zingiberales, Zingiberaceae. The coding region runs from base 26 to 2842 and encodes 938 amino acids. Gene Ontology annotation, molecular function: calcium ion binding; protein serine/threonine kinase activity; ATP binding. Gene Ontology annotation, biological process: protein phosphorylation; cell surface receptor signaling pathway. Gene Ontology annotation, cellular component: plasma membrane. The transcript is spliced from 4 exons.